AUGAGUUCGAGAAUCGAGCCCCGAACACCCCGGACACCUUUCAGCAUCGCAGACAUCUUAGGCCCGCGCAGGAUCCCCCCGGCAACCUUGGAACCGCAGCUCCCAAAGUCGGGUCCUGGUCCCAUCUCGCCGUUGUGUGCGCUGGAGGAGCUGACAAGUAAAACUUUCCUCGGACUCGACUGGCGCACCUCGCAGCCCUCUGAAGGCCGCCCCGCCCCACGCGCGCUAGGCCCAGGUCCAGUGGGCGGCAGAAGGCGCAAGUCACGCACGGCGUUCACCGCGCUGCAGGUGCUAGAAUUGGAGCGGCGUUUCGGCUUCCAAAAGUACCUGGCGCCGUCUGAGCGCGACGGGCUGGCCGCACGACUGGGCCUGGCCAACGCGCAGGUCGUCACGUGGUUCCAGAACCGGCGUGCCAAGCUCAAGCGCGACGUGGAGGAAAUGCGCGCAGACGUGGCUUCUUUGCGCGCGUUGUCCCCGGGAAUCCUGUGCCACCUCCCCCUGCCAGACGGUACCCCUGGCACCGGCUCCGUCUCUCCAGACCCUGGACCACAAGUGUCUGACGAGGAGAUACUGGUGGACGAUUGA
Messenger RNA from Chrysochloris asiatica (Cape golden mole), 585 nucleotides. RefSeq names its product ladybird homeobox 2 (gene LBX2). Gene Ontology annotation, molecular function: DNA binding. The record is from RefSeq and is a predicted model, not a curated record. The transcript has 2 exons. NCBI's taxonomy places the organism in Eukaryota, Metazoa, Chordata, Mammalia, Afrosoricida, Chrysochloridae. Bases 1 to 585 code for a protein of 194 amino acids.